AUGCAUCUCAGUUGGAUUGAUUAUGGAAUGUUGGGUCUACUAUUGAGUUUUUCAAUGGUUAUUGGUAUUUAUCAAGGAUGUUUUCGAUCGAAACAAUUGACUACCAAUGAAUUUCUUAUUGCUGAUGGACGAAUGAAGAUUUUACCGACUGCAAUGAGCUUAUUAGCGAGUCUGAUGUCUGCAGCUACUUUACUUGGAAUUCCACUUGAAAUUUAUUCCUAUGGAACAAUGUAUGUUUAUUGGAUUUUUGCCUAUUUUAUUGGCACCUAUUUAACUGUAAAUUUAUUUAUUCCAAUGUUUCGACAAAUAGGAAAUUUAAGCAUCUAUGCGUAUCUCGAACAACGCUUCUCAUUAGCAGUUCGUAUGGUUAUAACAAUCUGUUAUAUCCUAGUAACGAUUUUUUAUAUAGCUGUUAUUUUAUAUGGGCCAAGUUUAGCAUUAAGUCAAGUCACAGGUCUACAUAUAUGGUUAGCAGUUUUAUCAUGUGGAAUCAUAUGUACAAUCUACACAAGUAUUGGUGGAAUGAAAGCAGUUAUAUGGACUGAUGUAAUACAAACGAUACUGAUGUUUCUUGGAGUUAUACUAUCCGUUGGUUUCGGAUUUUAUGAUGCUGGUGGUAUAAAAAAUGUAUUUCAACGUGCAAUGGAAGGAAAUCGAAUACAAUUAUCGACAAUUACAUGGGAUCCAUCAAUUCGAUAUACUGUAUGGAGUAUUAUUAUUGGUGGUGGUUUAAAUGCUACAGCUGUAUAUGCAUGUUUACAGACACAAGCACAACGUUAUUUAUGUGUAAAAAGUACACGAGCAGCACAGAAAGUUGCUUGGGUGAAUUUUAUUAUGUGUGCAUUUAUGCUUUUUCUAUGUACAUCUGUUGGACUUCUUCUCUAUACAAAAUAUAAUCAAUGUGAUCCUCUUCGAGCUAAAUUAAUUUCUAAACCUGAUCAACUCUAUCCAUUAUUUAUCAUUGAAACAUUAGGACGAUUUCCAGGUUUAACAGGCUUAUUUGUUGCUUCGAUUCUAAGUGCUUCAUUGAGUACAGUAUCUAGUGGAAUUAAUAGUAUAACAACUGUUGUUCUCGAAGAUAUCUAUAAAAGUAUAUAUAAAGAAAACUUGAUGUCAGAUGAAAAACAAGCGACUGUUUCGAAAAUAUUAUCGGUCUUGAUUGGUCUUUUGGUAAUAUUAAUAGCAAUUGCUACAUCGUUUUUUGGAAAUAAUAUUAUAGUGAUAGUUUUUCAAAUAUCGGGUUCAUUUGCAGCACCAAUUCUAGGAGUUUUUCUAGUUGGAUUUUUUGUUCCACGUGUUAAUAGUCGAAGUAUUCUUGUUGCUUUUACAUGUUGUUUAUUAUUUCAAACAUGGGUACUUAUUGGUGCUACUUUAACUGUGAAACCACAAAUAGGAAAAGGUGGACAAUUGUCUACGUCUGUUGAAGGUUGUCUAUCGUCAUUGAAUUCUAAUCAAACGAUUCGAACAAAUCAAAGUUCAAAUUUUUUCUUACCACUUUAUUCGAUAUCUGUAAUGUGGUAUUCUUUUAAUGCUGUUGUUAUUAUCGUUGUUGUUAGUUUAUUAGGAACAUUUAUUUUUGGGUCAAAUGAUCCAAAAACGAUAGAUCAAUCAUUGUUGUUACCAUGGAAAAGAAUAUUUUCGUGUUGUUGUAAACAUAAAGAAUCUGUGAGCUUAAAAGUUGAUGAAAUCAAUACAAUUCCAAUUAAAGCAGUCGAGCAAGAACCAAUUCUCUUGAAUUGA
Messenger RNA from Rotaria socialis, 1740 nucleotides. Lineage: Eukaryota; Metazoa; Rotifera; Eurotatoria; Philodinida; Philodinidae. The record is from the annotation of a GenBank genome assembly.